GGAAGCGCAAGGGCUUAUGGUACUUUUAGUUCUCAGUGGACGUCGGUUGGCCUGAUAACACCGCGAAGAACAAAACCAAACAUUUACCUCCGAAAAUAAAACACCAGCCUGAAAGUUAGUAUCGGUGCAUGGUUCGUCUGCUCAGAAGCCAGAUAAGUUGGAGUGGAUUCAGUCGUCGUACGGAGCGCAUCGGCUCAGUUUUUGGUAGAAAAUAAACAGGAAGUUGUUAGCGUUGUGGGACGUGUAGUUCCGCUUGCAGGCCGCGGAGCUUGAUAACAACGCACAGAAUAAAGAAACAACAAUAAAAUAACCCAGGCUUCACUCCGAGACUGCGUCUUAACCCUUCGGCGCUGAGGCAAACAUGCCCGGGUUUACCUGCUGUGUGCCUGGCUGCUAUAACAACUCGCACCGGGACCGCGACCUGCGCUUCUACACGUUUCCUAAGGACACCGCGCUGAGGGAGCUGUGGCUGAGGAACAUCUCCCGGGCCGGGGUCAGCGGCUGCUUCAGCACCUUCCAGCCGACCACAGGGCACCGAGUCUGCAGCGUGCAUUUCGCCGGCGGGAGGAAAACCUACAGCAUCCGAGUACCGUCCCUUUUCCCUCUGCGUGGGGUCAACGAGCGCAGGAGUCGGCGGGGCAGAGGCAGGAAAGUGUCCGCGGGGGUUCCUGCCCCCGCCGCCGCAGCGACCUCCGGGAUUGUCCUCACCAGCGUCCUGGGCAGCACGGCGGAAGGAGCCGAGGGCAAUGCUGGCGGUGAGGCGAGCGACGACAGCAUCACCGUGGUUCAGAUAGGCCAAAACGGGGAGUACCUGGGCACGGCGCGGCUGCCCGCCCAGUCAGAGGGGACUUGUUACACGGCACCUGUCGGCAGUGCGGACGAGCUCACCGCCGACGACUCGUCGGUCGAAGCCGCGUCCGCCUUGCACCAGCUACCCGUACAGUACGUCAGUGUGACCAGCAGCCCGCUGGACCACUCGUACUCGCUGACCACUGGUACCACGUCGGCCGAGCUGCUGCGAAAACUGAACGAGCAGCGGGACAUCAUCGCCCUGAUGGAGGUGAAGAUGAAGGAGAUGAAGGCGACCAUCCGCCAGCUGCGGGUCGCCGAGGCCAAACUGCAGGAGGAGGUGCGGGAGCGGGACAGGCUGCUGUACGGAAACUCGGUGGCUUUCAGCGUCCGGAAGAAAAUCUGAUGGGUGAACAUCACCGGAGACGACCCGUUACAGAGACUCAGACAAACGGAGAUGACACCGAAGGGUUUGAAGACAGCAGAUCCAGCCCUAUUUUGUAUAAACCUACGAGCGAUGACAAUUUAUUUUCGAAAAGUAGAGUUGAUUUUUCGUAGGCCUGAUGUAAACAAGUUGGCUGCCUAGUUUAUGUAGCUGAUAGUAAUAACCUCAUUGCUAAUCACAUACAAACGUGCACAGUCCACUAUUGGCCUGCAGCUCAACAAAGGUCAAUAAUACAUAUUUCAAUUUUUCAACCGGGACUCGUGGUCUGCACAGACUUGCAGGUUAGGCGGGCUUACAUAUUUAUAAGCGGACUGAUGCUAAAAGCUGCUUAGUUGCAUAUAAAGUUUUUCUCCUUCAGAUUUCUCUGACGUUUGAAGUUUUUAUUUCCUUACUUUUGAACUGAAACUAGGAGGUGUAAAGUACACCAGGCUGAAGUAUCCAUUGGAUUUUGUGUAACCAAAACACUAUUCCUGGCACACUGCUGGUGUUAGUCAGUGACAUAAAACUCUACCAUGACUUCAUCCGAGUUGCCUUCAAAGGUAAAGUUGUUGCUAAAAACAUUUGCGUGACAGAAAAAAGACUUUAGAGAAUUCCUUAAAACUUGAAAGGGCACUCAAAAGAUGAAAUCUUAUUAAAGUAUGUUUCUUGAAGACAUGCAUUAAAUUUUUUACUGUUUUAUUUUUCCUUAGGAAAUCUUAGGAGAAGUACAUAGGAAAUCCAUUGUCAUGAUACUUUAUGCAACUUGAAUAUGUAUGUUAGUCUCCAAGGUGGUUCUGUGAGACAGUGAAUUUAUGUGCCUGUUUAUGAUCAUAUUGUUUUUCUCAGACUGAAGUUUAGUGGCUGCAUCUCUCUGACCUGUUCAUGACUGUUUUAUGCACAGGAUGAUACACACAUUUCAGAUUUUUGAACUUGGUCUGACAGCUCUCCUCUGCUCUCAUCUUGAAGUAAAUUUCAUUUUGAAAUAG
Molecule: messenger RNA, 2199 nt
Organism: Seriola aureovittata
Lineage: Eukaryota; Metazoa; Chordata; Actinopteri; Carangiformes; Carangidae
Gene: thap11
Product: THAP domain containing 11
Exons: 1
Coding region: 362-1195 (277 amino acids)
Biological process (GO): regulation of transcription by RNA polymerase II
Cellular component (GO): nucleoplasm
Molecular function (GO): RNA polymerase II cis-regulatory region sequence-specific DNA binding
Source: RefSeq, a predicted model, not a curated record